Molecule: messenger RNA, 859 nt
Organism: Prorocentrum cordatum
Lineage: Eukaryota; Dinophyceae; Prorocentrales; Prorocentraceae
Source: the annotation of a GenBank genome assembly
AUUUCAGGGUUGGGUUUCUUGCGGAGGUUUCUUGUGGCCGAGCCCCCACUGUAGGGGCUCUGCUGGGGUGCUCUUGGGGCUCUCUUGGGCCUCUUGGGGCUUCGGGCUUCCUUUCUUCCUCAGGCGACGGGCGUGGUCUCCGACCCCUCCGCGCUGGCCGCCAUGAGCCUGACGCUGGAGCCGCCGCCGAAGCGGGCGAGGGUGGACCACCAGCCGGCGCGGGCCGCGCCUGCUGGCGGCGUCGAUCCGGCCAAGGACCUGCUGGUGGAGCAAGUGAAGAUAUUCCAGCAGCUCGGCGACCUGCAGAAAGAGGCCUGGUGGGAGCACUGUGACCUCAACCUGGGGGGCAUCAGAGACCCCUCGCGCCACGACGCGUCGGUCCUACAGAACUUCGUCAUAGCCUACGGCGUCUACAAGGCCGUCGCGGGGAGGACGUCGCAGGAUGCGGACCCGCUGAAGGCGUCCCUCGUCGCCCGCAUCAAGCAGUAUCAGAGGGUGGACAAGUCCCAGCUGGAGGCAUGGUAUGGCUUCUGUGGCGAGAUCAGGGACCCCGGUCGGCACACCGUGGCGGAGCUCCAGGAGUUCAUCAGGGUGUGCGGCGUGCCCUGACGUGGCUGGACCGACUCUGGCAGACCGGUCGACACCAAAGACCAUCCCCCUCUCCCCCAUCCUUCUCCCGCGGGGGCCCGCCACCUUCGUCUCGCAUGCCUUGCGACACUCGUACUUGCAUACAUGUUAGCAUCGCUGCACAGUUUCUCCUUCCCAGUGGGAAACUUGCUUGUUCAGCCAGUGAUGUCUCUGUCGGCUUGGGACAGAAGAUGUUGUUGUGCAUGGGUUUGCUGCCCCCGUGCCAGCCUUC